UGAAAAAUGAUUGUGGAUUGGCGCUUUCUUGUUGGAAGAGUUGUCUUACUAUAGUCUUAUUUUGGCUAUUUGUUAGCCCACGAGUUGUAGUAAAUGGAACGCUGUUACUCCAAUAUAUAAGACAAGGUGUUGAUGAAAUCUCAAGCGACCAUCAUACUUUAUGGAAACUAUACAAGGACAAAAUAAUCGGUGUUGUGUUGGCUUUGAUAGGGAAUUCGUUUACUAGCUUAAGUCUAUGUAUUCAAAAAAAAGUCCAUCUGGAAAAAGCUCCGAAAGCCAGACAUUUUCUAUUUUCGUUACACUGGUGGCAAGUAUUGAAUAUUUCUUUUUAGUUGGUGAACACUGAUGCCUUCUUUACCCUUUUUUUUCCAGGUUAGGACUAACCCUUAUGGGCUUGGGUGAAUUGGGUAACUUUUCAGCUUUUGCUUUUGUUUCAGUUUCUAUAGUUGCUCCUUUGGGUGCUUGGUCUGUUGUUUUGAACGCUUUUUUUGCUGCUUGGUUCCUUCAUGAAAGUCUAGAUGUUAGAAAAGCUGUGGGUAUGCUAUGUUGUAUUGUUGGUGGUAUUCUUUUAGUCAGUUAUGGUCCAAGUGGCAAAACGAUGGAGAGACACUUUGACUAUGGAAAACUUGAAAGUCUAUUAUGGAGACCUGCUUUUCUUAGCUAUUUAAGUUUUAUCAUUUUGUCUCUAUUGGUAAUGAUAUUUGUUUGUUGGUAUACACCGAUAGGAAACAAAUAUGUGAUUGGUUACGUGACAAUAUGUGCAUUAUUAGGUGCUCUUAUUGUUAUCAGUUCCAAAUGUCUUUCAGUUCUAUUGAGAUUGAGUAUCCAAGGAGAACAUACUCAGUUAUUGAACAAAUUAUUUUUAUGCUCGUUGAUAUCCUUGAUAUGUUUUAUUCCUAUUCAAAUUUUAUUUAUCAAUGGAGCUUUACAAAGAUUUAGUAGCUCUCAAGUCGUUCCUGUAUAUUAUGUGUUAUUUACUUUGAGCUCCAUCAUUUCUAGUGCCAUUCUUUUUGAUGAAUUUCACAAUGACGUUUUGUUGAAAACUAUUCCUUUUGCAAUUGGAAUCGGCCAAACAUUUGUGGGAGUGUUUUUAUUGAAUGCUGCUUCUUCCUCAUCAACACUUUAUUAUGCAAGUCCCAGGAGUAUACAUACUCAAGAGUUGCGCAAUUUACAACUGCUGGAUUCGUAUUUACAAUUUCGUUCUUAUCUUAGUUACUCCAGUCCUUUUGGUGAGUUACUCAAUGGACGUUGGAAUCGAAAGGAUUCGGAUUUCGAUCUGCAAAUGACAUCGAAUACAAAUUCCAUGUGGAAAGGUAAUCGUAUUAUUCCGUUGCAAACCGUAGUGAGUCGUGCCGAACUCAACAAGUAUCCAGGACGUGACAUGCAAGAAGAAUAUCAACCAGUCAUCACCAACGAGAAUAGGUGUACAGAAAUAAUAAGGACUGGAACAAACCUCGAGUCAAAACGUAAUGGGACUUUUAUGGAUCUUCUGUUUAGAAAACGUCCAUCUGGUGUGACCUUUCCUGAUUCCACUAUCAAUGAUGUUCGUGUACAAGCUGAACAAAUUCGUAAUCGUCAUAGAGCAGCCUCUUGGGCAGACAAAGAAUGGUAUAUAAUGGAGAAUGAACAGACAAACAAUGAAUGAAACUUGAACAUGACAUUUUAUGGGUAUGAAAAUAAUCGGU
This is a messenger RNA of Galdieria sulphuraria, 1685 nucleotides long. RefSeq names its product Mg2+ uptake permease (NIPA), DMT family. The coding region runs from base 389 to 1645 and encodes 418 amino acids. Gene Ontology annotation, cellular component: membrane. Gene Ontology annotation, molecular function: magnesium ion transmembrane transporter activity. Lineage: Eukaryota; Rhodophyta; Bangiophyceae; Galdieriales; Galdieriaceae. Gene Ontology annotation, biological process: magnesium ion transport. The transcript has a single exon. The record is from RefSeq and is a predicted model, not a curated record.